Messenger RNA from Globicephala melas (long-finned pilot whale), 6872 nucleotides. RefSeq names its product AKT serine/threonine kinase 2 (gene AKT2). Gene Ontology annotation, cellular component: cytoplasm; nucleus. Gene Ontology annotation, biological process: protein phosphorylation. Lineage: Eukaryota; Metazoa; Chordata; Mammalia; Artiodactyla; Delphinidae. The record is from RefSeq and is a predicted model, not a curated record. Gene Ontology annotation, molecular function: protein serine/threonine kinase activity; ATP binding.
UGUGGCCAGCUCGGGCUUGUUGGUUGGCAGGGAAGCAGUGGCAGGCCACUUAGCUGAGGUUCCCACUGGAGAGGGCACCGGACAGGAAUAUUCAUUACGCCCGUCGCUGAGCAGGGGCUCGGCCAGACGCUGUGAGCGCUCCGUGCAUGCUCUUUCAGACACAUGGCAGACCGUGAGACAGAGCUGGCACAAGGAAAGCCUCAGUUGUCCUGGAAAUGAAUAAUUUACUGAGUACCUACUUUGUGCCAUGUAUAGUUCUGGACACCAGGGAGCAACACCUAGUCUAAAGGAAGCCGCGGAGAGACCGUGCUCUGUCCACCGCACCUCCUGCAUGUCCUGCUGCCCUGAGCUGUCCCGAGCUAGGUGACAGCCUGUCACGCUGCCACCAUGAACGAGGUGUCUGUCAUCAAAGAAGGCUGGCUCCACAAGCGCGGUGAAUACAUCAAGACCUGGCGGCCCCGGUACUUCCUGCUGAAGAGCGACGGCUCCUUCAUUGGAUAUAAGGAGCGGCCCGAGGCCCCCGACCAGACCCUGCCCCCCUUAAACAACUUCUCUGUUGCAGAAUGCCAGCUGAUGAAGACCGAGAGACCGCGGCCCAACACCUUCGUCAUACGCUGCCUGCAGUGGACCACAGUCAUCGAGAGGACCUUCCAUGUAGACUCCCCGGAUGAGAGGCAAGAGUGGAUGCAGGCCAUCCAGAUGGUUGCCAACAGCCUCAAGCAGCGGGGCCCAGGUGAGGAUCCCAUGGACUACAAGUGUGGCUCCCCCAGCGACUCUUCUGCAGCCGAGGAGAUGGAAGUGGCAGUUAGCAAGGCGCGGGCCAAGGUGACCAUGAAUGACUUCGACUAUCUCAAGCUCCUGGGCAAGGGCACCUUUGGCAAAGUCAUCCUGGUGCGGGAGAAGGCCAGUGGCCGCUACUACGCCAUGAAGAUCUUGCGGAAGGAGGUUAUCAUCGCUAAGGAUGAAGUCGCCCACACGGUCACCGAGAGCCGGGUCCUCCAGAACACCAGGCACCCGUUCCUCACUGCGCUGAAGUACGCCUUCCAGACCCACGACCGCCUGUGCUUCGUGAUGGAGUACGCCAACGGUGGCGAGCUGUUCUUCCACCUGUCCCGGGAACGCGUCUUCACGGAGGAGCGGGCCCGCUUUUAUGGUGCGGAGAUCGUCUCAGCCCUGGAGUACCUGCACUCGCGGGACGUGGUGUACCGUGACAUCAAGCUGGAAAACCUCAUGCUGGACAAAGAUGGCCACAUCAAGAUCACUGACUUCGGCCUGUGCAAAGAGGGCGUCAGUGACGGGGCCACCAUGAAAACCUUCUGUGGGACCCCUGAAUACCUGGCGCCCGAGGUGCUGGAGGACAACGACUACGGCCGGGCGGUGGACUGGUGGGGGCUGGGCGUGGUCAUGUACGAGAUGAUGUGCGGCCGCCUGCCCUUCUACAACCAGGACCACGAGCGCCUCUUCGAGCUCAUCCUCAUGGAGGAGAUCCGCUUCCCGCGCACGCUCAGCCCUGAGGCCAAGUCCCUGCUUGCUGGGCUGCUUAAGAAGGACCCCAAGCAGAGGCUCGGCGGGGGGCCCAGUGAUGCCACGGAGGUCAUGGAGCACAGGUUCUUCCUCAGUAUCAACUGGCAGGACGUGGUGCAGAAGAAGCUCCUGCCACCCUUCAAACCUCAGGUCACAUCUGAGGUUGACACAAGGUACUUUGACGACGAGUUCACCGCCCAGUCCAUCACAAUCACACCCCCGGACCGCUAUGACAGCCUGGGCUUACUCGAACUGGACCAGCGGACCCACUUCCCCCAGUUCUCCUAUUCGGCCAGCAUCCGAGAGUGAGCAGAGUGAGCUGCCUGCCGCCGCUGCCACUGCCACAGGACGCACGCGCGGCUGCCGUCACCACCGGGUUGGGGGGGGGCUUUUUUUUUAAACUUUUUAUUUUGCCUUCUUUGUUUGUGUCCCCAUCCCUCACCUUCUGACCCCCAUUUCCAGUUUUUUCUUCAGCCCUCUGCCAAACUCACCUCAGUGGUCCUAGUGGCCCUGCCUACAGGAUCCUAUCCUGCCCUCACCUUUGUGCCCAGACCAGGAUUUGGGAGACUCUCCACUGCCUGCCCCAGGACCAGGCCUUUGGGCGGUUGGAGAGAUGCCGGUUUUUAAUCAACAUAAAGCCCCAGUGAGGGGUGAAGCAUGGAGCCGUGGGGCCCACCUGAAUUUCUGGCUGGGGCACCCAUGGGCAGCCCUGCCUCUGGGUUACUGCUUCUGUCAGAGGCUGCCUUGUGGUGGGCCACCCGGUGGACAGCGCCCUGGUGCUGCCUUCCCUGCCCUGUCGUUAGGCGCGGAGUGGCCUGGCGUGGGGCAAUCCAGCCUCCUUCUCCCAUGGGGGCGGAAAAGCAAUAAUGUCCAGGGAUCGGGGGUGCGGGAGUAGGCGAGGGCCUUUGGAAGCCGCAUGCAGGACUGGGGGUUCAGGACUCCCUCGUGAGGAGGGGGCCUGCUCUACCCCGUGGGGAACCGGGAGGGGGCCCAGGGGAUGGGCGCUGCCUCCUGGCCCUGUCUUCCCCCAUCCCCUAAGCUGCUCUUCUGACCCUGGGGAUGAGGCAGGAGGAGCAUCUGGGGGCUGGCUUCCCCACCCACCAGCCCUGUUCCUUACCUCCUGCUGGAGCCCGGGCCUGGCCCCGCCCCUUCUGAGGAUGGGGGCCGGGAUCUCCCCCUUCUCUCUGCCUGGGGCGGAGGGGCGCCAGCCUCGGCUGUUACACAUCUCGCACCGAGACAGUAUUGGGCCCGGUGGACUUGGGUCGAAGAGUGGGUGGGGCUGGGUGUCUGGUACGAACCGAGGUAGGGGCCUCUGAGAAGGGAGGCUCCGGGCCACCUCACUCCUUCCCCCUCUCCGGGCCCCCCCGUUCUGCAGCCUUAAGGUGAACGUGUCAGUGCUGUGGGCACUCAACGUGCGUGCCUCAGGCUGUGUGUGUCUGUGGGCGUGCCUGUGCAUCUGGGAUGCAGAUGCACGUGGGGUGUGUGUGUGUGCAUGUGUGUUCGGUAUGUGUGUGCGAGGGCAAGCGAGUCCCGGCCUCGAGUGUGCGUGCUGUGUGUGGGCUCGGGCCCCGCCCCUGGCUCAAGCAUUUCAACCCGAGGGGGAGGGGUGCUAGCCUAGCAGGGGAGCCACACCUGAGGUCCACUUGUUGCCCUGUCCCCCCUGCCCCGUUCCCCCCAGCAUCUCUGGGGUUUGGGAUUUAGUUUCUGUGGUUUUGAUCACCUCAGCCCACCUUCUGUAGGUAGGUCACAGAGAGACAUUCUGGGGUGGGGUGGGGGGUUGGUUUAGGUGGGUGGGUUCUGACUUUUCCUGUCUGUGUGUGUAUGUCCUUAACCUGACAGUUCUCCCUCCUCCCACCGGCCUGUCCGCAUCCCUCGUGUUUGUACGGUACAAGCAAUAAAGACACUCAUUUCAGCCUGGGGCCCAACCCCCGGGCCUUUCCUUGCUUCCGGAGUCUGGCCCCGGGCAGCAGCUGCCUGCGGCUCCCGUCCUUCUGGCCCCAGGGCCUGGGAGCCACGAGGAGGGGGGGAGGUGUGCACAAGCUCAGGGUGGAGGGUGGGGGCCGCUGGGCGGAAGCUGCCCAAGAGUUUGGGGAAGGCGCCUGGGCGGGGGGUACAGAGGACAGAGACCAUUGCAGUCCCUCGGAAGCUGCUUGGGAAAAAAGAGGUGGGGUGGAGAGAUGGGGGUGGAAGGGGUGCGUGGUGUCGCUGGGCCCUGGAGUGGGUGUGGGAGGGAGAGGACUCAUUUCCUGUGGCCCUUGAGCCCUGGAAGGGGGCACUGCCUGCUCACCCCAUCUUACCUGUGGCCCCCAAUUCUGAUACACAGCCCUUGGUGGAUCAAUGGGAUGUGUGGUGGCGGUCGGCUGGGAGCACCUCAGGUUGGGUUACAGCCUUCACAGCUCUGGGACGCCUCUGGCACCUGUCCCUUUAAUCCUGGAGUCACCAUGCUUGAGUCACUCCUCUCAGACCCCAGGGCCAGGGCUGCCCGGCACAGGUGAAUUUAACGUCAGAUUUUGCCGGAAGGUGUAGGCCUUCACACACACGGAGGCUUUGAGAUUGUAAAUGGGGGUAGAGGAAAAGUCAGAUGCUACAACCAAGACUCAAGGCAUUUUUUUUUGUUUUCUAACUUCAUAUGGACUUUAUUAUGAAUUGAGUUACAAAAGUAUGUCCUGGUGGUCAUAUGAUAAACGUCAGAGAGGCUUAUGAAGAAAAGCCUUUUAAAAGCAACUAUACUCCAAUAAAAAUUAAUUGAAAAGAAAAGCCUUUUACUCUUCCCUCUUGUCCAGCCCCUGGAGGUGGCCGGUGCUAGAUUUUCUUGUCACACCACACUGUCACUCAGACCUUCGUGUGGGUCCACCCCCGUAUCUACCUCAGCCAGUUAGUGGUUGUCUUAACAGUCCACGGAGGCCUCGCACGGGUUCCUCAGCUGCUGCCCUCAGUUGAAUGUAUAUCUGUAGCUGUAGUGGUGCUUCUGUUUUCGGUAGGAGAACUUUUCCCAAAUAGGGAGUUUUAGAGGGGAGUGUUUUAAUAAAUUUUACCAAUUAGGAAAAUUAAAUUUUGACUAGAUCUGUCUUUUGUCAUGUGCAUUUAGACAGUUUCACAAGUUUUGUGAAAGGAGGAGGAAACUCAAAACCGCCCCCAGGCCUUGAGUGGGUCAUUCUGGUCCUCAUGUUACCCCUGUGCCAGUGGACACAGUGCCGUGAAAGGCUGUCCCUCUGUCUGCAUAACUCUUUCCUCCCAGCUGAGGUCGUCAAGCUGCUGGGCUCUAUACUGCUGCAUCUUCCCCCUCCCUGCCCCCGCCAGCAUAUGUACAUCAGUAGGCUUGCUGGGUCAUUGGUAGGAAUGAGAUCCUCCUCUCUGAGCCACCCUUCUGCAUUUGGGGGGCUCCUCGUGGACACUUGUCAUGCCUCCAGCCGCUUCACGAGCUUUCUCUGCUUUCUCGGCUUGGAUGUGCCUCAACUGACUCAGCUGCCCCCUGUCGACAAGAAUUCACUUGGCUCCCAGUUUGUUUGCUGCCACCAGCAGUGCUGUAAUAAACCUUUGACAGUGUAACAAUCCAUCUUAGCGCGCUUGUGCUUUUUAAGUUUUUGUGGCCUGCAUUCUAGAGUUGCUGUAUUUUAAUACAUGCCAGAUAGCUUUCCCCCAAAGUGUAGCGAUUCACAUAUUUUUAACUUUAAUUUUGAGAUAAUUGCAGACUCGUUGAAAACUUUGAAACUUUAAAAAUAGUACCACAGUGAUUCUAGGACUGGAGCAGAAAAUGUACAAGAUGAACCCGAACAUCUUGUGCCCGGACCUACUAGAACCAAACCAUACCCUCGCUGACGGGGCGUUGAAGGGACACAGGAGCCAAUGGGAAAGAGCCCCCAGUGGCCACAGCUGAAAGCAAUUUGAGCGACAAUAAAUAGCAUAGUAUUGGGUUAUACCCAAGGGGUAAAAUAAAUGAGUCUGUGCUGCUAUAAAUGACAAAUGGUGAGAACAGACAUAUCUGUACGGAAUUCCAGAUAAUACCUGUAAAUAGUCUGCCUUCAAAGAGGGGAAACAUGGCCCCCACUCCUUUGGUAUGGACUGCAAAGUGACUUGCUUCCAAAGAGUACAGUAUGGAAAGGGGGGAAGGCAACUGUUUAGUGGAGAAAGUGGAGCUGCAUCAGGCAGGUGGUCAAGGUCAACGUCAAGUGGUGAAUCAUGUCGGCAAUGUGUACCUCCUAAGGGAGGCGAUUAGAUGAUACUUUACCUCUGGGGUCUUCCUGAAACAUACGCUCUCAGUCUAACAAAGAGAAAACACGCAUCAGGAAAAUUCCAGCUGAGGGAUGUUCUGCACAAGACCCGACCACUGGUUCUCAGAACUGUCAAGGUGGUUCAAAACAAGGAGAACCUGAGAAGCUGUCACAGCCGAGAGAAGCCUUAGGAAGCAUGAAGACUAAAUGUAGUGUCCUGAAUGGGGUCCUGGGACAGAGAAGGCAUUAGGUAAAAAGUCAGGAAAUGUGAAUAGUGCGUGGACUUGAAUAAUACUAUGUCCCUAUUGGUUCAUUAAAUUGUGACAAGCCCACACUAAAAUGUUAAUAGGGGAAACUGGGUCUGGGUAUAUGGGGACUCUGUCCUCUCUUUGCAACUUUCCAUAAAUCUCCAAAAUUAAUUUUUAAAAAGUACGAAAAAUUUUCAUCUACCCUUCACGCAGGUUCUCCGGGAUAUGCUACACUGAUUUUAUCCCCCCCGCCCCGAUAUUUAUGUAUCUGUCCCCAAACAAGACCAUUCUCUUACAUGAUCACGGUCCAAUUAUCAAGGUCUGGAAAUUAACAUUGAUACAAUGCUUUUCUCUUGGACCUUGAUCAGAUUUUACUGAUAGUCACAUUAAUGUCCCCAAAUACAAAAGAAAAGUCCUGGCUAAUGACUCAGUCCGGGCUCACACGUUGCAUUCAGUUGUCUGGUUUGAAGCUUACAGGGCAGUUAUUUUGCAGAAUGCUCCUCAGAGUUUGUUGCCUGAUGUUUCCUUGUGGUUAUAUGUAAGCUGUUUUUGAAAGGAAUUCCCCCAAAUGAGAUGCCCCUCUCAGUGCAUCCUAUCAGGAGGCACAUGAGGUGAUCUGUCCUAUUCCUGGUGAUGACUUUGAUUCCUUGGUUAAGGUGGCGUCUGUCAGAUUUCUCCUCUGUAAAGUUACUACUUUCCCUUUGUAGUUAUUUCGUACAGGCAUAUUUCAUUGUGUUUUGCUUUAUUGCACUUGGCAGAUACGGCAUGUUUUACAAAUUGAAGGUUUGUGGCAACCCUGUAUUGUCAGAUGAUGGUUAGCGUGUUUUUGUUUUUCUUUUGUUUUGUGUGUGUGUGAUUUUUUUCAAUAAAGCAUUUUAAAAUGAAGGUA